This is a messenger RNA of Acanthosepion pharaonis, 960 nucleotides long. Lineage: Eukaryota; Metazoa; Mollusca; Cephalopoda; Sepiida; Sepiidae. The record is from the annotation of a GenBank genome assembly.
AUGAACAUACCACACACAACACACGUGUAUCCAGCUAAGAAGGCUAAAGUGGUUAACUCAUUCAUCAAAUUAUCUGAAUUGUUUUUAAAUAAAACUGCCCUGAAAGUACUUGCCGAGAGUCACUUCGAGACUGAACUCUCGUGGUAUCCUUUCAAUUCUGUGACAGACGCUGAAGCGAAUGAAUAUAUUAAAACGUCAAAAGUGCCGUCGACUUGGAAUAUCAACAACGAUCUUAUUUGGAUACGUACUGUCGAUAUUAUACCCAACGACAACAAAGUCACCUUAAAAGGUAUCACUUUCUUACCGACCAAAGGAUCACUAUCCGGAAGCAAUGUGACAGGACUUUUACGUGGUAGGGCGGCUCUGAAGUUACCAAAAAACCUCGACACUGUCAGCUACCAUUAUUUGUUGGACGCUUUCCCUGUGUUGGAUAUACCAAAACAUGGAACGGAAACUAGCGCUGCAUUCAUUAUGAAUAUUGAUAAGGAUUUUGAUCGAGCAGCAAGAGCUAUUAAGUUCAUGGUGGAUGCAACUGACAAACACAUUAAGAAAUUUGGCACCACCCCUCUCAAUGCUUUUCUACCGCGGUUUGUCAAGAAUGAUAACUGUUACCUGUGCCCAGCGAACAACUACAUCAAACAACACAACGACAAUGGACACUCGAUGGUCAUUGAUUUUCUUGCACCUCCAACGCAAAAUGGAUUCUAUGAGACUGCAGAAAAGUUUGUCCAUUAUUUCAAGAAUGGUAAGGACAGGGUUCGCCCCCACUGGGCAAAACGGCAUGAUAACAUAAAAGGCAUUGUGGAUAUAAUCCAUAGCAGCUACGGAAACAAUCUUGAACUUUACAUGAAACAGAAACAAUUAUCCGGAUUGGAUCCAACGGGUGUAUUCAUGAACAGCUAUCUUAAUCAAAUCUUUUGCACUCGAGGCUUAGAAAAAUACUGUGGAUAUGAAGUAUAG